AUGGCUGCAGUAGAAACAUCCACGUCGACCAGGGAGGAGGUGUUUGGUGGAACGGAGGGCCAGUACCUUCUACCCCACCAUAUCUCCGAAAUUGACCGCUUGAAGAGGCAGCAUGAACAUACCAAAAUCUGCUGUGAUGGCAACCUGCUGGGAUUUGCCCUGCCAGAGUCCAACAAGCCCCUCGAGGUACUUGACAGCGGCUGUGCAGACGGGACUUGGCUUCUUGACUUGGCCAGUGACUACCCUUACAAACAGCUUGGUCUGCACGGAAUUGACAUUGGCUCCAACUUGUUCCUGGCAAAUCCCCAUCUCGAUCUUCGCCAGCAUGACCUUCUCCAGCAGUUUCCUGAGAGCUGGGGCUGGAAAGACCAUUUCGACGUCAUCAACCAGCGUUUCUUGGUCUGGGGUCUGAAGGAAACCGAGUGGCCUCGUGUUCUAGAAAACCUUGGAAAUGUUUUGAAGCCCGGCGGUCGCAUCCAGUUGGUUGAGUGCAAAUGGAUCUUCCCAGAGCUAUGGGAGACCCACCCCGAGCAGCACAAACUGGCUUUAACCCAGAUCUGGUCCACCUCGACUGCAGGAAUGGACAUCUAUGUCGGUGAAAAGCUGGCCGAUAUGUUGCAGGAGCUUGGGUACGAAGAUGUGACGACUGUCCCUUAUCAGUUUGGAUACGGAGCAAAUGCGAAUAAUGAAAAAGACCGCAACUCGUCGGCUGAGCUCUGGGUGGAGAGCUUCCGGCAUCUGGCUGGUCGGAUGGGUGGUUCGUAUUAUUCCUGA
Molecule: messenger RNA, 774 nt
Organism: Penicillium taxi
Lineage: Eukaryota; Fungi; Ascomycota; Eurotiomycetes; Eurotiales; Aspergillaceae
Product: class I SAM-dependent methyltransferase
Exons: 2
Coding region: 1-774 (257 amino acids)
Source: RefSeq, a predicted model, not a curated record